Messenger RNA from Artibeus jamaicensis (Jamaican fruit-eating bat), 1736 nucleotides. It is a transcript of the gene ALDH1A3, whose product is annotated as aldehyde dehydrogenase 1 family member A3. The record is from RefSeq and is a predicted model, not a curated record. The transcript has 13 exons. The coding region runs from base 40 to 1578 and encodes 512 amino acids. Gene Ontology annotation, molecular function: aldehyde dehydrogenase (NAD+) activity. NCBI's taxonomy places the organism in Eukaryota, Metazoa, Chordata, Mammalia, Chiroptera, Phyllostomidae.
ACCACUCAGGACCGAGCGGGUCGAGAGCGUGGAGGAGCAAUGGCUACUAACAACGGAGCCGUGGAGAACGGGCAGCCAGACAAGAAGCCGCCUGGCCUGCCGUGCCCCAUCAGAAACCUGGAGGUCAAGUUCACUAAGAUAUUCAUCAACAACGAGUGGCAUGAGUCCAAGAGUGGAAAGAAGUUUGCCACAUACAACCCUUCGACUCUAGAGCAAAUAUGCGAAGUGGAGGAAGGCGACAAGCCCGACGUGGACAAGGCCGUGGAGGCCGCACACACCGCCUUCCAGAGGGGCUCACCGUGGCGCCAGCUGGACGCCCUGAGCCGGGGCCGGCUGCUGCACCAGCUGGCCGACCUUGUGGAGAGGGACCGCGUGAUCCUGGCUACCCUGGAGACGAUGGACACAGGGAAGCCGUUCCUUCAUGCCUUUUUCAUCGACCUGGAGGGCUGUAUCAAAACCCUCAGAUACUUCGCAGGGUGGGCAGACAAAGUUCAGGGCAGGACCAUCCCCACAGAUGACAGCGUGGUGUGUUUCACCAGGCACGAGCCGGUUGGUGUGUGUGGGGCCAUCACUCCUUGGAACUUCCCCCUGCUCAUGCUGGUGUGGAAGCUGGCGCCCUCUCUGUGCUGCGGGAACACAAUCGUCAUCAAACCUGCCGAACAGACGCCCCUCACCGCCCUUUAUCUCGGCUCUCUGAUCCAAGAGGUCGGGUUCCCUCCGGGCGUGGUGAACAUCGUACCGGGCUUCGGGCCCACGGUGGGAGCCGCCAUCUCUUCCCACCCGCGGAUCAACAAGAUAGCCUUCACCGGCUCCACGGAGGUUGGAAAGCUGGUCAAAGAAGCCGCAUCUCGGAGCAACCUGAAGAGGGUGACCCUGGAGCUCGGGGGGAAGAACCCCUGCAUUGUGUGUGCCGACGCCGACUUGGACUUGGCAGUGGAGUGCGCCCAUCAGGGAGUGUUCUUCAACCAAGGCCAGUGCUGCACAGCCGCCUCCAGGGUGUUCGUGGAGGAGCAGGUCUACCCGGAGUUCGUCAGGAGGAGCGUGGAGUCCGCCAAGAAACGGUCCGUCGGAGACCCCUUCGACGCCAGGACGGAGCAGGGGCCCCAGAUUGACCAAACCCAGUUCGACAAAAUCCUGGACCUGAUCGAGAGCGGGAAGAAAGAGGGAGCCAAGCUGGAAUGUGGGGGCUCGGCCAUGGAGGACAGGGGGCUCUACAUCAAGCCCACCGUCUUCUCGGAAGUCACGGACACCAUGCGGAUUGCCAGAGAGGAGAUUUUCGGGCCAGUGCAGCCAAUUCUGAAGUUCAAAACUAUUGAAGAAGUGAUCCAGAGAGCAAACAGCCUGGAAUACGGGCUCACGGCAGCUGUGUUCACCAAAAACCUUGACAAAGCCCUGAAGCUGGCCUCCGCCCUGGAGUCCGGCACUGUCUGGAUCAACUGCUACAAUGCCCUCUAUGCACAGGCUCCGUUCGGUGGCUUUAAAAUGUCGGGAAAUGGCCGAGAACUAGGUGAAUACGCGCUGGCCGAAUACACCGAAGUAAAAACCGUCACCAUCAAACUGGACCACAAGAACCCCUGAGGAAGUGGCGGGGUCUUUCCUCCGACAUCUGACAGCUGAAUGUGGCCCAUCACCCUGCCGAAGAAAAAGUGCUAUUUCCGACCUUCCUGGCCCACUUUCUUCCGGAGACCUUUCCAACUGCAUGGGAACGAUGUUUUCCUCUGGCACAUACCUGUUGA